Molecule: messenger RNA, 849 nt
Organism: Schistosoma curassoni
Lineage: Eukaryota; Metazoa; Platyhelminthes; Trematoda; Strigeidida; Schistosomatidae
Source: the annotation of a GenBank genome assembly
AUGCAUAUGAGAAAAAAAGAUUUCCUUUUACAAGAUCUUAGUAAAACGGAUUUUACCGAACAUAAUGAUUUUCAAAAGGUUUGCGUUACAUUAAUUAAACGUUCCCCGUAUGAACUGCCUAAACAUUAUAAUUCACUUAUCUCGCAUAAACAACAUCAAAGAGCAUUAACAGACGGCGUCACUCCAUCUGUCUGCUUCACAAGGUCAUCGGUACUUGACUUCGUUGUAAACUACAGAAAGGGAAUUGUAAUCGAUCAUAUGUUCCUAGCCACUUCUGAUAAAACUAGAAGAUUAACUCAUACUUUUCGUUGGGUAUACAAGUAUUUCAGCACAUUGACAGGAGUUAGAGAUUACUAUAAUAUCUUAAAUGUCAAAAGUACAGCAUCCCCAGAAGAAAUUAAAGCUUCCUACUUAGAUCUAUCUAAAAAGUACCAUCCUGACAAGUGUUUAGAUGAUAAAGCAAAGAUACAUUUUGCCGAAGUAAGCGAGGCGUAUUCGGUCCUUGGGAGGUCGGAAUCUCGUCAAGAAUAUGACUUAAAUAGAAAAGUCAAUGCUUUUGGAAUUAGUGCUGAUGCUUUUCGAAUGCAUUAUCCUCAUCCACCACCUGAUCUUGACAAGGUUGGUUUUGAAGCUUAUGGGGACGAAAUGCGAAGAAGAUGGGUGGAAAAAAUGACACAGUGGGCAAAAGCACAAGGUCAGUAUGAACUCGAAAGAGGCAGAGCAAUGAAACCUAGCACGGGUGUUUAUCAAUUUGUCCCUCCAAUAACCGGAUAUACUCAUACUAAUGGUCUUCUUUUCAUUUCUACAUUUUUAGCUGGUGCUGUAUUACUCAUAAAAUCACUGUCAUAG